Messenger RNA from Gossypium raimondii (Peruvian cotton), 3224 nucleotides. Its product is annotated as probable LRR receptor-like serine/threonine-protein kinase RFK1. Gene Ontology annotation, molecular function: protein binding; ATP binding; protein kinase activity. The transcript has 24 exons. Gene Ontology annotation, biological process: protein phosphorylation. NCBI's taxonomy places the organism in Eukaryota, Viridiplantae, Streptophyta, Magnoliopsida, Malvales, Malvaceae. The coding region runs from base 79 to 3075 and encodes 998 amino acids. The record is from RefSeq and is a predicted model, not a curated record.
AAAAAACCAAAGGAAAAGAGAUAAAGAUCAGCCAGAUUGAUUGCUAAGAAUACUGAACGGUUUUCCUUUGCUUCAAACAUGCUCUUCGCUAAACCCAUCGCCUUUCUGCUAUCAGCUGUUCUUUCUUUCAUUUUGUUAAACACAAACAAGCUUGAUGCCGCUACGCUGCCUCAGGAUGAGGUGAAUGUUCUGAAUCAAAUUGCCAAAACGAUGGGAGGUAACAACUGGAAUUUCGAUGCCGGCAGUUGUGUCUCGGAGAAAGUGAACACGGACACGGGUGCGGGGAAAAACAUUACCUGCACUUGCCAAAACGACACCUGCCACGUUACACAUAUAGUAUUCAAACUUCAGAGUCUUCCAGGAGUACUUCCAUCUGAACUUGUAAACCUUCCUUACCUCAAAGAGAUUGAUUUUGCAUACAACUAUCUCAAUGGGACAAUCCCACCUGAAUGGGCUUCAAUGCAACUUGAGUUCAUCUCUGUCUUCGGAAAUCGACUAUCGGGGAACAUUCCGACUUAUUUGGGGAACAUUACCAGUCUUACAUACUUAGACCUUGAAGCAAAUCAAUUUUCAGGACAAGUCCCUCCAGAAAUUGGAAAGUUAGUUAACUUGAGAACUCUGAGAUUGUCUUCCAAUGGACUAACCGGAAAUUUGCCGGUUCAACUUGAAGCACUGAAAAACUUAACCGACUUUAGGAUAAAUGACAACAACUUUAAUGGGAGCAUACCGGCUUUCAUUUGGAACUGGAAGAAACUCGAAAGAUUAGAAAUGCAGGCUAGUGGACUUGAAGGUCCCAUUCCUUCAUCCAUCUCAGCUUUGGAAAACUUAGUAACUUUGAUAAUCAGUGAUAUAAACGGAGCGACUCAGCCUUUUCCUUAUCUUUGGAACAUGACAGCAAUCAAUCGGAUAAUAUUGAAGAAAUGCAACAUUGUUGGGCAAAUCCCACAAGAGACCUGGCAAAUGAGUAAAUUACGUGUUUUGGACCUCAGUUUUAACCUGUUGAGUGGGCAACUUGUCGAAGUCACUCUCCCUAAAGAUUUAAAAUUCCUCUAUCUUACAGGCAAUAAUCUCAGUGGAAAUAUACCUGCAUCAAUCUUGUCGACAGGACUUCCAGUGGACCUUUCCUACAAUAACUUCACAUGGCCAGGCCCCGAUCAGCCUGCUUGUUUACGAAAAUUGGAUAACAUAAAUUUGUUCCGCAGUUCUUCGACAGAAUACGUUAAAAGGGGAGUUAUUCCAUGCAGGAGCGAUUUCAAAUGUCAGAAAUAUUGGCAUUCUAUGUAUAUCAAUUGUGGUGGAACUAAUGAUGUGAAAAUGAAUGGGACUAUGUAUGUGGGAGAUGCAACAUCUGGUUUAGGUGGUGCUGCAACAUUAUAUGGGAACAACGAUAACUGGGGUUUUAGUAGCACUGGAGACUUCAGGGAUGACAAUGAUGAACUGAAUGCUGCAUCGCGUUAUCUGGUGCAGUCUACAAGCAUGUCUAACCAGUUGUAUGCUACUGCGCGUCUAUCUCCACUUUCAAUUACUUAUUUCCGAUAUUGUUUAGAGAAUGGGAGCUAUUCAGUGAGACUACACUUUGCCGAGAUCGAAAUCAUUAAUAGCACAAGAUAUGGAAGACUUGGCAGGCGCAUUUUCAACAUUUAUAUCCAGGACCAGCUGGUGGAAGAAAACUUCAAUAUAGAAGCUGAAGCUGGUGGUAUUCUUACUCCACUAACGAAACACUAUAAUGCCAAUGUAACAAAUGGUGAACUAGAGAUCCGCUUCUACUGGGCCGGAAAAGGUACUCAAGCAAUUCCUAGUCGAGGAGUCCAUGGCCCCCUCAUAUCAGCCAUCUCAGUCGAUCCCAAUUUCAAACCCCAGCAUAAGGAGAACAAAACAAAGACUGUGCCAAUCAUCAUUGGUGUAGUGGGAUCCUUUCUCGUGUUUUUGGCAUCCGGUAUUUUUAUCUGGAUGUACUGUUUUAAAGCCAAGAGCCAUAGAGAACAAGAUCUCAGGGGACUAGAUUUGCAAACAGUUUCGUUCACCUUAAAGCAGAUAAAGGCGGCUACUAACAAUUUUGAUUCUGGAAACAAGAUUGGUGAAGGUGGAUUUGGACCUGUUUACAAGGGUCAGCUAGCUGAUGGAACUAUAAUCGCUGUCAAGCAGCUUUCUUCAAAGUCGAGUCAGGGAAAUCGUGAAUUCUUGAAUGAGAUGGGGAUGUUUUCAUGUUUGCAGCACCCCAAUCUUGUGAAGCUUUAUGGAUGCUGUAUCGAAGGGAAUCAACUGUUGCUAGUGUAUGAGUACUUGGAAAAUAAUAGCCUUUCUCGGGCUUUGUUUGGACCGGAAUAUUCUCGAAUAAAUCUAGAUUGGCCUACCAGGCAGAAGAUUUGUGUCGGAAUAGCUAAAGGCAUAGCGUUUCUCCAUGAAGAGUCUAGACUCAAAAUUGUCCACAGAGACAUCAAAGGUACCAACGUUCUGCUUGAUAGAGACCUUAAUCCUAAAAUAUCUGACUUUGGGUUGGCCAAGCUUAGCGACGAGGAUAAAACUCACAUCAGCACACGAAUUGCUGGGACAAUAGGAUAUAUUGCACCAGAGUAUGCACUGUGGGGUUACUUGACCUACAAGGCAGAUGUUUAUAGCUUCGGAAUUGUGGCAUUGGAGCUUGUUAGUGGCAAACAUAAUAUGAAUUAUGGACCAGUGGACGAAUACACUUGCCUUCUAGAUUGGGCCUGUCAUUUACAACAAAGUGGAAAGCUUUUGGAGUUGGUCGAUGAUAAACUGGGAUCCGACUAUAACAAGUCGGAAGCAGAAAGGAUGAUUAAAGUAGCUCUCUUAUGCACCAAUGCUUCGCCCUCCCUGAGGCCGACAAUGUCCGAUGUGGUGGGAAUGCUGGAAGGAACAAUUACGAUUCCCGAUGUCAUCCCUAAUGCUAGUAGUUAUAAUGAAGAUUUGAGGUUUAAAGCUAUAAGAGAUCAUCGUAGCUAUAUGAGUAGUCAGGGGCACACAUCAACACCUGCAGGAUCUCUGUUCGAGUCUUCAUCUACUUCAGCUCGUGACAUCAAUGAAACCAAUGAGGAGUCAUGUAUUGAGGUUUAAAACCAUGGAAAGCCAGAAAUUUGUAGUACCUACUCAUCUUUAAUUCAUCCGAUCGAGCCAUAGAAAUGCACAAAGAUGUAUAGCUUGUGACUUAUCAUACCGAGUCAUAAAAUUAACCAUUAAUUUGAUGCUGCAAUCUUUUAUGGUUA